GUUCUCGCCCUGUCCUCAUAUUGAUCUACUCUGCCGACUCUGCCCCUUGAAACGCCAUUUCCCGGGCCUGGUCACUUGCCUUGCAUCUUCCCUCCCUGCUGCCUGUGCAAGCUCAGCCCACACGCUCUUUCCAGCAUCGAUCCCGUGCAAUCCGACUCCAGCUCGAACCCACCCGAACCCACCCGAACCCGACCGAACUUGACCUGACCCAACCAGCCCACCAAGGCUCUGCGCAACACCGUCUCAACGUCCAUCUGUCCGCUCGCCCAUCCAACCCCGGCUCAUCCGUGCCACCCAGAUUCAAAUGUCGGGCUCUGAAAUCUUUGAGACCUACCAGAAGGAGUAUCUGACCCUCCAAGAGUCCAUCUCGGACAAGGUCAAGAACCUGAUUCCGCAGGCCAAGCCAGACCAGCGCAAGCUUCUCUUCAACCAGGCCACCCGCGAGCUGGAAGAGGCUGAUGAGAUCAUCAGCCAAAUGGAAGUGGAGUUGCAGUCUCUGCCCCCGAACAUUCGGAACCCACUCACUCCGCGGCUCAAGUCCUACAAGAACGAUGUCAAGACGCUGAAGAAGGACCUGCAAAAGACCAACAGCGCCGCCUCGGACCGCGAGCAGCUCUUGGGUGCCGGUGGCUCGCAUGUCAUUGAUUUCGAAGUCACCAGCAUGGACCAGCGAUCAAGGCUCCUCCAGGGCACCGAGCGGCUGCAGGACGGUAGCCGGCGGCUGGAGGAGGCUCGGAGAAUCGCGAUCGAGACAGAAAAUGUCGGUAUCAGCACCCUGGAGACGCUUAACCGCCAGCGCGAGCAGAUCCUGCGCACCCGGGACACCCUCUCAAGCGCAGACACAUGGAUCACCAAGAGCCAGGGUAUCCUGAAGACGAUGCAGCGAAGAUUGGUUACCAACAAGUUCAUGACCGCCGGUAUCAUCGCCAUUCUCGUCGUGAUCAUCGCCGUCAUCAUCUAUCUGAAGUGGGGCUGAGCAUCGGCGGAUCCAGUCUAGCCCCUG
Messenger RNA from Polychytrium aggregatum, 1003 nucleotides. Its product is annotated as vesicle transport v-SNARE protein N-terminus-domain-containing protein. Gene Ontology annotation, molecular function: SNARE binding; SNAP receptor activity. Lineage: Eukaryota; Fungi; Chytridiomycota; Chytridiomycetes; Polychytriales. Gene Ontology annotation, biological process: intra-Golgi vesicle-mediated transport; intracellular protein transport; Golgi to vacuole transport. Bases 305 to 976 code for a protein of 223 amino acids. Gene Ontology annotation, cellular component: Golgi apparatus; ER to Golgi transport vesicle membrane; late endosome membrane. The transcript has 6 exons. The record is from RefSeq and is a predicted model, not a curated record.